Messenger RNA from Pipistrellus nathusii (Nathusius's pipistrelle), 4545 nucleotides. The record is from the annotation of a GenBank genome assembly. Lineage: Eukaryota; Metazoa; Chordata; Mammalia; Chiroptera; Vespertilionidae.
AUGGCGUUCAGCAAGGGGUUCCGGGUCUACCACAAGCUGGACCCCCUGCCCUUCAGCCUCAUGGUGGAGACCCGGCACCGGGAGGAGUGCCUGCUGUUCGAGUCCGGGGCGGUGGCCGUGCUCUCUUCUGCAGAAAAGGAGGCAAUCAAGGGUACAUACUCCAAAGUGCUGGAUGCGUAUGGACUCCUCGGUGUCUUACGACUCAAUCUGGGCGACACCAUGCUGCACUACCUGGUCCUCGUCACCGGAUGCAUGUCUGUGGGGAAAAUUCAGGAAUCUGAAGUGUUCCGAGUGACUUCCACGGAAUUCAUAUCCCUGCGAGCCGACUCCGAGGAGGACCGCGUUUCAGAAGUGCGCAAGGUGCUGAACUCGGGGAACUUCUACUUCGCGUGGUCUGCCUCGGGGGCCAGCCUGGACCUGAGUCUGAGCGCCCAUCGCAGCAUGCAGGAGCACACGACCGAUAAGAGGUUCUUCUGGAACCAGUCCCUGCACCUGCACCUGCAGCACUACGGCGUGAGCUGCGACGACUGGCUGCUGCGCCUCAUGUGCGGCGGCGUCGAGGUCAGGACCAUCUACGCGGCCCACAAGCAGGCCAAGGCCUGCCUCAUCUCCCGGCUGAGCUGCGAGCGCGCCGGGACCCGGUUCAACGUCCGGGGCACCAACGACGACGGCCACGUCGCCAACUUUGUGGAAACAGAGCAGGCCGUGUACCUGGAUGACUCUGUUUCCUCCUUCAUCCAGAUCCGGGGCUCGGUUCCGUUGUUCUGGGAGCAGCCAGGCUUGCAGGUGGGCUCGCACCGGGUCCGGAUGUCCAGGGGCUUUGAGGCCAACGCGCCCGCCUUUGACAGGCAUUUUAGAACACUGAAGACGCUGUAUGGUAAACAAAUAGUAAUAAACUUGCUUGGCUCCAAGGAAGGGGAGCAUAUGCUGAGCAAGGCCUUCCAGAGCCACCUGAAGGCUUCGGAGCAUGCCGCCGACGUGCAGAUGGUAAGCUUCGACUACCACCAGAUGGUGAAGGGCGGCAAGGCUGAGAAGCUGCACAGCGUCCUCAGGCCUCAGGUCCAGAAGUUCCUUGAUUAUGGCUUCUUCCAUUUUGAUGGAAACGACGUUCGAAGGUGCCAGAGUGGGACUGUCCGCACCAACUGCUUGGACUGCCUGGACCGGACCAACAGCGUGCAGGCCUUCCUGGGCCUGGAGAUGCUGGCCAAGCAGCUGGAAGCCCUCGGCUUGGCUGAGAAGCCCCAGCUGGUGACGCGCUUUCAGGAGGUUUUCCGCUCCAUGUGGUCGGUGAACGGUGACUCCAUCAGUAAGAUCUACGCCGGGACCGGGGCUCUGGAAGGCAAGGCCAAGGCUGGGAAGUUAAAAGAUGGUGCUCGCUCUGUCACUAGAACGAUUCAGAAUAACUUCUUUGACAGCUCCAAGCAAGAGGCCAUUGACGUUUUGCUCCUGGGAAACACUCUAAAUAGUGACUUAGCUGACAAAGCGCGAGCACUUUUAACCACUGGAAGUUUGCGUGCCUCUUCCAAAGUCCUGAAGAGCAUGUGCGAGAAUUUCUACAAGUACUCCAGGCCCAAGAAGAUCCGCGUGUGCGUGGGCACCUGGAACGUGAACGGCGGGAAGCAGUUCCGCAGCAUAGCGUUCAAGAACCAGACGCUCACCGACUGGCUGCUCGACGCGCCCAAGCUGGCGGGCAUCCAGGAGUUUCAAGAGAGAAGAAGUAAGCCGACAGACAUAUUUGCGAUUGGGUUUGAGGAGAUGGUGGAGCUGAAUGCAGGGAACAUCGUGAAUGCAAGCACCACGAACCAGAAGCUGUGGGCCGCGGAGCUGCAGAAGACCAUCUCCCGGGACAACAAGUACGUGCUGCUGGCCUCCGAGCAGCUGGUGGGCGUCUGCCUGUUCGUCUUCAUCCGCCCGCAGCACGCGCCCUUCAUCAGGGAUGUCGCUGUGGACACGGUGAAGACGGGAAUGGGCGGCGCCACGGGCAACAAGGGAGCGGUGGCCAUCCGCAUGCUGUUCCACACGACCAGCCUCUGCUUCGUGUGCAGCCACUUCGCGGCCGGGCAGUCCCAGGUCAAAGAGCGGAACGAGGACUACGUGGAGAUCGUGCGCAAGCUGAGCUUCCCCAUGGGAAGGAUGCUCUUUUCCCACGACUACGUGUUCUGGUGCGGCGACUUCAACUACCGCAUCGACCUCCCGAAUGAGGAGGUGAAGGAGCUCAUCAGGCAGCAGAACUGGGACGCCCUCAUCGCUGGGGACCAGCUGAUCAGCCAGAAGAACGCCGGGCAGAUUUUUAGAGGAUUUUUAGAAGGAAAAGUAACCUUUGCUCCGACAUAUAAAUAUGAUUUGUUUUCUGAAGACUAUGACACCAGCGAAAAGUGCCGCACCCCCGCGUGGACCGACCGCGUCCUCUGGAGGAGGAGGAAGUGGCCUUUUGAUCGAUCAGCCGAGGACCUGGAUCUGAUCAACGCCAGCUUCCAGGACGGAAGCCAAAUCCUCUACACGUGGACCCCGGGCACGCUGCUGCACUACGGGCGGGCCGAGCUGAAGACCUCCGACCACAGGCCCGUGGUCGCCCUCAUCGACAUCGACAUCUUCGAGGUGGAGGCCGAGGAGAGGCAGAGCGUCUACAGGGAGGUCCUGGCCGAGCAGGGCCCGCCCGACGCCACGGUGCUGGUCUCCGUCCGGAGCUCGGGGCCAGAGAGCAGCUUCUUCGAUGACGCUCUGAUCGACGAGCUUCUGCAGCAGUUUGCGAAUUUUGGUGAAGUAAUUCUCAUAAGGUUUGUAGAAGAUAAAAUGUGGGUGACGUUUCUGGAGGGAAGUUCGGCCUUGAGUGUGCUGGGCCUCAGCGGUAAAGAGUUCCUGGGCCGGGCUGUGACCAUCACUUUGAAAAGCCCCGACUGGACCAAGAAUCUGGAGGAAGAAAUCAGCUUAGAGAAGAUAAGCGUGCCCUUGCCUUCGUCCACGAGCUCCACGCUGCUGGGCGAGGACGUGGAGGUGGCGGCGGACUUCGACCUGGAAGGGGACGUGGAUGAGGACAACGCCGAGGUGGAGGAGGCGCUCCCCCAGCACCUGCAGCCGUCCCCCGGCUCCGGCCUCUGCGCGUCCCCCAGCUCCUCCCCGCGGACCAGCCCCUGCCAGUCGCCCACCAUAGCGGACGUCCCGCUGCCCUCCCUGCCCGUCAGGCCGAGCCGGACCGCAUCCAGGACUCCGGAUCACAGAGUGCCCUUACAGAGUGCUGCUCCAGGCUCUCCCGUGGACACCCCGCCAGCUGCGCAGCCCGAGAAGGACGCUCCGCAGGCCCUGGAGCCCAAGCGGCCGCCGCCUCCCCGCCCAGGGGCCCCUCCCGCACGGCCAGUGCCCCCGCAGCGACCACCUCCGCCUUCAGAUGCGCGUGGGAUGCCUGUGCCCAGCCGCAGCCAGCCUUCCCCUCCAGCGGGACUCAUGGGGCCAGCACCCGCUGGACACGGUGCCACCAGACCGAUCAUCCCGCCCCGCGCCGGGGUCAUCAGCGCCCCGCAGAGCCUGGCCCGGGCGUCCGCCGCGUCCGCCGGGAGGCUGGCUGCCGAGAGCCAGGGCGGAGCCUCCGAGGUCCCCAGAGGUUCACCUCUUCUUCCUGAGCCCCUGAAGCCGCAGGCCACCCCGCCGGCUCCCAAGAUGCAGGAGCCCCUGGUCCCGACAGCAGCCCCGCCGCCUCAGGCCGCCCCCCAGCCGGGCCUGGAGACGCCCCCGCAGCCCCCGCCGCGGAGCAGGUCCUCCCACAGCCUGCCCUCGGAGCCCCCGGCGCAGCCGCAGGUGAACCCCAACGGCGUCCCCCCUACCAGGCUGGAAUCGCCCUCGAAGAUCGACCCGUUUAAAGACCUGUCACUUAGUCUGCUUGCCCUGCCACAGGCCCAGCCGCCCGUGCACCCCACCCCUGUCCCCACGGGGGUGGUCCCCCUGCCUCCUGCCAUCCACAAUAACAUCAGCAUUUCGAGUUCCGUGAGCUGCAUGCCGGCGCUGCCUCCACUUCCCGCGCGGAGCAGAUCCCAGGAGAACCCGGGAGGCGCUCUGAACCCGUUCGCCCCGGCCUUCCCCGGCACAGACCUCUCCGCCGACAGGACCAACCCGUUCAGAGGUCCAUCCAGGGACGCAGAGGCGGCCGUGCGGCCCUUGGAGCCUGUCCCCCACGCUCCCUUCCCCGCUCCCGGGCCUCAGGGCCAGAGCAGCGGCCCGCCUCCUCCCCAGCCCCACGGCUUCCAGGACAGCGCGCGCCCCAGCCCCCCGCGGGGGUGGGUGACCUUCGAGGAAGAGGACUUCGGGGUGAGAGCCAAGGCGAAGGCAGCUGGUCCGGACCCCCUGGGCCCUUGGCCAGGCCCGUCCUCCGGGCCGGGCGUGGCCUUUGGCGAUGACUGGGGGACAGGGGCAGGUGUCCCCCUCUGCGCGCUGCCCUCGCGGAGGCCGCCCCCGCCUCCCAGCUCCGCGCUCCCCACUGGCCCUGCCCCCCCAGCCGACCCUUUCUCCACACUGGCCCCGGUGGCUCCCGCUCCAGACUUCACAGAAAGAUAG